Molecule: messenger RNA, 2328 nt
Organism: Numida meleagris (helmeted guineafowl)
Lineage: Eukaryota; Metazoa; Chordata; Aves; Galliformes; Numididae
Gene: RARB
Product: retinoic acid receptor beta
Exons: 8
Coding region: 673-2019 (448 amino acids)
Biological process (GO): cellular response to corticotropin-releasing hormone stimulus; retinoic acid receptor signaling pathway; regulation of transcription by RNA polymerase II
Cellular component (GO): transcription regulator complex; nucleus
Molecular function (GO): RNA polymerase II cis-regulatory region sequence-specific DNA binding; zinc ion binding; nuclear glucocorticoid receptor binding
Source: RefSeq, a predicted model, not a curated record
GCCCAACGACGUGGGGCAACCCGGGGAGGGCCACGCUCGCCCUCGCCGCCCGCUGCCUGCUCGCUGCCGGGCUGCUGGGAGUUUUUAAGCCGUGUGAGAAUCCUGGGAGCUGGUGAUGUCAGACGCCUGGGUCAUUUGAAGGUUAGCAGCCUGGGAAGGGUUCACAGAAAGUUCACUCGCAUAUAUUAGGCAAUUCAAUCUUUCAUUCUGUGUGACACAAGUAGUAGGAAGUGAGCUGUUCAGAGGCAGAAGGAUCUAUUCAUGGCUGAGGGGGAUCCAGAGGUCCUACCGGAGCUGUUUCGACCCCGGGACUCGGCCGUCCGCGCGGCGCGAGGAGCUGCAGGCAGCCGGCAAGCGCCUGAGGAGCGGGACUGGUUCUAGAGAGAUUUUGGGGGAGAUUGAACGGAGCUAAAACUUGGAAUGCGGCUUGCUUCCCCCCAUCUUGCUGGAUUGGCUGGGCAGCCUGGAAAAUGGUAAAUGAUCAUUUGGAUCAAUUACAGGCUUUUAGCUGUGUUGUCUGUCAUAAUUCAUGAUUCUGGUCUGGGAAAAAGACCAACAGCCUACGUGCCAAAAAAGGGGCAGAGUUUGAUGGAGUUGGGUGUACUUUUAUGUGCCAUUUUCCUCCACACCUAGAGGAAAGCACUUUUGCAGGCAUUCUGUACAGGGGGAAUCAUGUUUGACUGUAUGGAUGUUCUAGCAGUGAGCCCUGCUCAGAUGCUGGAUUUCUACACUGCGAGUCCGUCUUCCUGCAUGCUCCAGGAGAAGGCUCUCAAAGCAUGCUUCAGUGGAUUGGCACAAACAGAGUGGCAACACCGGCACAGUGCUCAAUCAGUUGAAACUCAGAGCACCAGUUCUGAGGAACUCGUUCCAAGCCCUCCUUCACCACUUCCACCUCCGCGUGUUUACAAGCCCUGUUUUGUCUGUCAAGACAAAUCAUCUGGAUAUCACUAUGGUGUCAGUGCUUGUGAGGGAUGUAAGGGCUUUUUCCGCAGGAGUAUCCAGAAGAACAUGGUUUACACAUGUCAUAGAGAUAAAAACUGUGUUAUCAAUAAAGUUACCAGAAAUCGCUGCCAGUACUGCAGACUACAGAAGUGCUUUGAAGUGGGAAUGUCCAAAGAAUCUGUCAGAAAUGAUAGGAACAAAAAGAAGAAGGAACCUACAAAGCAGGAGUCCACAGAAAACUAUGAAAUGACAGCAGAGCUGGAUGAUCUCACUGAGAAGAUCCGAAAAGCUCACCAGGAAACCUUCCCCUCGCUCUGCCAGCUGGGAAAAUACACUACAAACUCUAGUGCAGACCAUCGGGUUCGACUGGACCUUGGGCUCUGGGACAAAUUCAGUGAACUUGCAACAAAGUGCAUUAUUAAAAUAGUGGAAUUUGCAAAACGACUGCCAGGCUUUACAAGCUUGACCAUUGCAGACCAGAUAACUCUACUUAAAGCAGCCUGCCUGGACAUACUGAUUCUCAGAAUUUGCACAAGAUACACACCGGAACAAGACACCAUGACAUUUUCAGAUGGCCUUACCCUGAACCGAACUCAGAUGCACAAUGCUGGAUUUGGCCCCCUGACUGACCUCGUGUUCACCUUUGCCAACCAGCUCCUGCCUUUGGAAAUGGAUGACACAGAGACCGGUCUCCUUAGUGCCAUCUGCUUGAUCUGUGGAGAUCGCCAGGACCUUGAAGAACCAAUGAAAGUGGAUAAGCUUCAGGAACCAUUGCUUGAAGCACUGAAAAUUUAUAUCCGAAAGAGACGACCCAACAAGCCUCACAUGUUUCCAAAGAUCUUAAUGAAAAUCACAGAUCUUCGUAGCAUCAGUGCAAAAGGUGCAGAACGUGUCAUCACAUUGAAAAUGGAAAUUCCUGGAUCCAUGCCACCUCUUAUUCAAGAAAUGCUGGAGAACUCUGAAGGACACGAACCACUGACACCAAGCUCAAAUGGAAACACUGCAGAACACAGUCCCAGUAUCUCACCUAGUUCAGUGGAUAACAGCAGUGUCAGUCAAUCCCCUAUGGUGCAAUAAGACAUUUUCCAGCUACUUCAGACAUUCCUAACACCUUAUGUACAGGGAUGAAAAGCAAGAAAAAACAUUUUUACUGCUGCUUACUUUCUGGACUUAAUAUAUAUCUAUAUAUGUAUAUAUAUAUAGAUAAAAACUCAACAAGGACCAAGAAAUUUUCAUAUGUAUCGAUAUAUACUCCUUGCUGUUUAAACUCUUAAAAUAGAAAAUGCAAACUUUUGAAACUCUAAAUCAGCCAUUUCAUGCAAAAAAAAAAAAAUAGUUAAGCUUCUGUUUUCUCUUCUGAACAUUCAAGACUGCAUGGUGACAAGA